AUGCAGAAAGCCACGCAGAAGUCGCAAAACUUCCGGAUCGACGCCCUGCUAGGCGAGGCGGCUCCCCGGGCGGCGGAGAGCCGUGCGCGCCCCGGGACGCCCUCGGCCGCGGGGCUGGGCUGGCCCCCCGCGGGGCUGGGCGCCCUGCCGCCCCCUCUGUACCCCCUGCCGCCUCUGGCCGGGCAGCAGCCCGCCCUGCCUUUCGCCGCCGGCUUCCCCCACCUGGCGCAGCCGAGCCCGGAGCUUUGGAAGGUCGCCGCGGUGGCCGCAUCGCUCCCGCUGGAGCAGUGGAUUGGCGCGGGGAUCGGGGCCCCCCGCUUCCCGGACCUGCACGCUGCCCCACAGUCUGGCCUCAUGGGAAAAUGCCGUCGGCCACGAACAGCUUUUACCAGCCAGCAGCUUCUUGAGCUGGAGAACCAGUUCAAGAUCAACAAGUACUUAUCGCGACCCAAACGUUUUGAGGUGGCUACUUCAUUGAUGCUAACCGAGACUCAGGUGAAGAUCUGGUUUCAGAACCGUAGAAUGAAAUGGAAGCGGAGUCGGAAAGCCAAGGAGCAAGUGGCACAAGCGGAGAAUGAGAAACAGAAGGGAACAAGCAAGGCUUCAGAGAAACUGCUGCCUAGAGAAACCCAAGGGCAGGAAGAGGAAGGGGAGAAUGGUGAUGAUGAGCUUAGCAGGCACAGUGCCAAUGUGGAAUUUUUGCACCACAAUGCCGACACCUUCAGCUACAGUCCAGAUUCUUCAUGCUCAGAGGAGGACGAGGACGUGCAGAGCUCCACCAACAGGGAGAUGAAUUUGCUAUUAUGA
Molecule: messenger RNA, 807 nt
Organism: Euleptes europaea (tarantolino)
Lineage: Eukaryota; Metazoa; Chordata; Lepidosauria; Squamata; Sphaerodactylidae
Product: motor neuron and pancreas homeobox 1-like
Exons: 3
Coding region: 1-807 (268 amino acids)
Biological process (GO): endocrine pancreas development; central nervous system development; regulation of DNA-templated transcription
Cellular component (GO): nucleus
Molecular function (GO): sequence-specific double-stranded DNA binding; DNA-binding transcription factor activity, RNA polymerase II-specific
Source: RefSeq, a predicted model, not a curated record